This is a messenger RNA of Salpingoeca rosetta, 1169 nucleotides long. Its product is annotated as myocyte enhancer factor 2A. The record is from RefSeq and is a predicted model, not a curated record. The transcript is spliced from 3 exons. Lineage: Eukaryota; Choanoflagellata; Craspedida; Salpingoecidae. The coding region runs from base 94 to 864 and encodes 256 amino acids.
AGGACGCCCUACUUUCCGUUUGACUUGGCGACGCAUUCGCCCGUCGCCGGGGACCUGCACACCUCCUCCAACCAGCGCGAGCGCCUCGCGCAGAUGCACUUUGCCUCGGGGCUGACAGUAAUGACAGACGGGCUGGGAACAGCGAACGGUCUACCCACAUCACAGCAUCAGCAGCAGCAGGGCCAGUAUGCGCCGCACCCGCACGAGGUCGCAGCUGCAGCCACGGUGUCCAAGCUCCAGCGGUCCCGACACAACUCCUUACGCAAGGACUCGCUCACGGGCACAUCGCCGUAUGUGUCACAGGAGGAGAUUGCAUCAUUCCUCAAGGACAAGGACAGGCGGUCGCGUCUUCCGAGCGCCACGCAGCUGCUGGCGACACUCUUCACGCCAAUACCAGGCACCAAUGGCACCGCCACCGCCAGUAGUAGCACGCCAGCCACGACGAUGACUGCAGCUCCCCCUGUUGAUGGUGUGACGGCUGCAGGCAGCGCCAACAGCAGCACGAAUGGAAACAGCAUGGUGGCACCACAGGCGAGUGUCAGUUCGAGCACAGCAACAGGAGCGCAUAUGAUGACAGGUGCAACAGCACCGCCAACGACAACGACGCAACAGCAGAAACUGCAGCCGUUGCUGCGUCCGCCACAGGUGCAGCAGCUGCAAGCAGAGGAUAUGCAGCACGGCACAGACACCAGCGGCACUGACGACGAUGAUGAUGAUGAUGACGACGACGCUGACAAUGAUGGCUGUGGCGGCAGUGGUGAUGAUGUGUUUACCAGCGACCGGGAGCAAGCCGGCGUGAAGGUGGAGGGUGGGGAUGUCGAUGCAUUAGAGCCGCAGCCCAAGCGCGCCAAACAGCUGGUCUGAACCAAACGCGGCACACCCUCGUAGUUUCUUGGAACGUAGGUGUGAACAUGUAUGUGGUUGUGAGCACGUUUGUAGGUGUGUGCAUGUAUGUGGUUGUGAGCACGUUUGUAGGUGUGAGCAUGCAUGUUUGUAGUUGUGAACAUGCAUUUCAGUGUGGAUGUUGUGCGCAACCGAUACCACGCGUGUUGCUGUUGCUGUUCUGUCAGCACCAACCAACCAACCAACCAACACAACCUUCCUUCUUAGUUGAGGUCAUAAACAACAUAGUCGACAACAACAACAGCUGCGGUAUCACGGCACUUGGA